UUCCAGUCUGGUAGUUCUGCCGUCUCAUGCUAGGAAAUCUCGCGAAUCGGUUCGAACGGUUGUUGUUUGUUAGGGAAUUGGAUACAAUUUUAACAAAUUAUUACAGGUGCUUUGACAUAUUCGGGAGUUCUUCUCGUGAUAAAACGAUCAUCGAUUGAUCUUCUGCCUAGUGUCGGUACGUGUGCUGGAAAACAAGUGGAACCGUGGCUGAAAGUUGCUUGUGCGUGCGGAAGAAAACAAAGUAAAGGCCACUGGGUUUGCCCACGGCCUAGUUGGAGCUAAGUGUAGUAAAAGUGUAAGCAAAGGCUGCUAGCUAAGUGACUACCAGUUGCGCAAGGGAAACACGAUUGAAAAAAAAACGGAAAAGCAAUUGGUAUAGUCACAAUAACACAAAAUAAAACAAAUCAACGAAAAGCAAGCUGUCAAACGAGACGGGAUGAAAGAUCUCGUCAGCACGGCAUAAAACGAGUUGCGCUGAAUAUCAACGACCUUUUUCCUCGUGUAAGAGUCAAUCGCCGAUGGUUCGAUCUGAUGGCGUCGUUGUUGGCUUAAGAUUCGCGACUGAGCAGGUUUUUCCUGCUUUUUGUCCGACCUAGUGGCAGGGAGGCAGGCAGACAGCAGAUCAGCGCCCAGCAGUGUGCGGUGGCUUUGAUUACAGCUACUCAGCAUCCAGAAGAAGGAUUAAGAUCAUACAAAGAGUGGUUUGUGAAGUUUGCAACAUAAUGCAUGUUGAGCCUGUUAUCGAGCAAGAGUGGUAUCAAUCGAAGCAUUUGUGUAACAAGUGUUAAGCGGUGAUGUAGGUGUUUUCAAUAAAUCGUGUAAAGAAUAGUUGUUCGAAAUCAAACGAAGUAUAUUGUACCAAUUUAUUGAUUUUAUGAUUACCCUUCGACCAAUGUUGUGUUCAAAAUUGUGGAUUGCAGGAUCAAAUCACAUCAUAGGCGAUAGCAGGUUGCACUAAAACUUAAUAUCCUUCCCAACCGAGUAUAAUGAGCGACAGCUCCAGCGCUAACGGCAUCGGCACCAUAUCCGCGACGUGUCAAACAUAGCACUUUGGCUACAGGGCACGCCAGUCAUCGCUGAGCUGAGCCUGGAAAGAAUUUCAAUCAAUCACCCAACGGCCAGAUCCCCAUAGGCCCCUUAUCGGCAGGCGAUGGCAUCCAACACAGACGACUGUACCUCGGCAGAGGAGGUGUCAACUGUCGCGCUUGAGGAUCCUGUUGUUAGCGGCAGUGACCCGCGUCACUAUUGCACGGUUCGAGAAAACAAAAAGGUCGGCAAUUUGAACGGAACUGCUAAUGAUCCGACCGGGAGCGGCGGUGUUCCUUCGCUGGCAGCACAAUGGGACAGCAUUGGUGGACCGGCUUCCUCUCGGCUCAGUCAUUUUUGUACGCUCCGCGGUCCCAAGUCCGUGAUGGGGAAUGCAAUCGGUACGGAGGUGUCCCCUGGUCGUGGGGCAGUCUAUUUUGGCGAUGUAGUUGAGGAUCAAAGUGAAUUGAAUAGAAAUUUGCUGUACGAGGAAAAUAUGUGCACGUUUGAGAAUUUCUGCGAGAAAAGUUUGGAGCAUCCGGCGGGAGAGGGGGAAGCGAGUGGUGAAAGUAUAGAAAAUUUUUGCACGCUUCGUAAGAAGCGACCGCAGAAACCAGUGGAGCAAAUAAGUGGUGUUUCCGACCAAGUGCAAGAAACGGGCCUCGUGGACCACCAGGUGGUAAAUCCGAUUGGGAGCUACUGUACGCUGAAGAAGAAAAUGCCAAAGUUGAAUCAGAAGUUUGUCGAUAGUUUCCUCGAAGAUCCGAAUGCCAAGCUGCACGAUUAUCUGUCCGAGCUGGAUGCCUACUUGGAUGAGAUUGAUGGGCUUGGUUUGUCCGACCAGUCGGACGAAGAAUCGGUGGAAAAUGUGUCAGUAGAUGAUUGUGAUGCAGUGGAAAUGGAAGCCGAAGAAUCGAAACAAGUUGCUAUAGAAGAUCAUUGUGCUAGUUCGUCCAGUGCAAUAAAUUACAUCGACAUCAAGAAUUUCUGCACCCUGCCGAAGAAGAAGCGGGUGCAAUUUUUAACUGCAUUUAACAGGGCUGGCCCUUUUCGUCAAACCUUCGUGGCCCCCAGCAGCACGCUGGGCAGGCGAGACGCGAUCGCUGAAGCGGAUGAGUCACUGCCAGUCGAUCGUGACUCAGCAGCCGGUGGGAAUGAUUCAACAACGUGCCGUUCGCGGAAUGUAGCUGAUCAUACAGAACAACCCACAAGAAUCGAACGACGGCCCGCACCCCGACGCACCUCGACAUGGCUUCGCAAUUCCAUGCGCAAAACUCGUCCCAUCACAAUGCCACUUCAACUCGAACCGGCACGAACCGAAGUUGAUAACAACAGUACUAAUCUUAUCCCAGAUGACACCAAUUCUUCAGCCCUGCAGCCCUUUCCGGAAUCCUUUCCCAGCAGCAGCAGCACCGUUUGCGACCAGCUUGCUCUCGAAGAUCACAACGACCUAAGUUCCAUCACAACACUUUCCUUUGCCGAACUUGCGGAACUGGACGAACCGAGAAUCAUUCCUAGCACAAUCGAUCGUGAUCAAUUCCAGACCAACCAUGCAAUCCGUCAGACUGACCAACUGGUUUCAGCUCCCAGCAGUGUAUCUAUUCCCUACCGAACGACCGAGCAAACUGCCCCUCUGGAAGUGGAAGUUCUCCAUAGUCCUACGGAAGCGAAUCGACCCCGCCAAACGGGACGCCGCUCGGAAGAGCGACCGCGCGUUGUAUCCAUCACGGCCGAGAGGGACCUCGCAACGAAUCAACUUAUUAUCCGAACCAAUAGCGUCCCAGCGACUGUUUCACAUUACCGCAACAGUAACAUAUCAUCGACGACAUCACCUCAUCCUGCAGAUGGAAAUUUCAUUCAACAGCAGGAGCACCAGCAGCAGCAACAUCACAAUCAUCAGAUAAAUCAUCAUCACCGAUACCGAGAAAUGGGAUCAGAAACCAGUUCGAUUGGAUCUUCCAGAAAUCCUAGCCCGGUGUCGUUGCUGUCAACGGCAACGUUCAGCUCGAUUGCGUCCGGAGUGGAACCUGAAUGGUCACGUUCAAGGCCAGAUGGAGAAGGGCGUGACGUAACCAGCUCAGCAACCGGUGCUGAAUCGACGACGGUGGCCAGCACCAAUGCAUCUGCAACGCGAAACGGGUCACUCAAUUCGCAGACCGGGACGGGCAGUCCUCUGGAAGACGAUGACGAUUCGGAUUCAUCCGAUGAGGAAUCCGAACCGGAAAUGGAUCGAAAUGGCCGACCGAAACCGAAGUGGCCACACCUUAUGUCACGCUCGAUGGCCACCAGCUUCUGUGCGCUGGGACUGUUCAACAUAUCCCGGUUUGCGGUUUUCAGUAUUCACUUUGGGGCGAAUUUUAUCGUGCAGUUCCUGAUUUUCACGUUUCUAUUUGGAAUCCCGAUGCUGUGGUUACAGAUGGUGCUGGGGGCUCGCAUCAAGGGCGGUCCGGUGGUUAUGUGGCGAAUAAGCCCCAUUUGCAAAGGGAUCGGAAUCGCUCUCCUAUUAGCACAAGGACUAGUUUCGCUUUAUUCUGCUAUUUCACUCAGUUGGGUGCUGGUUUAUUUUCGGGAUUCGUUCGUAUCCCGCAGCGAGAAAUAUCGAUGGCAAGAAAUUUUUGAAUUGUACCGAGGACCUGGAAAUCAGUCUUUCCGUCUCUCCGACACGGUUGCCGAUUAUUUCAACGGAGUGGUGCUGCAACGGUAUCAGCUCGGACCGGGUGUCCGUGGCAUCAACGGAAUCGGUGCCGUGCGUUUCCAGUUGGCUUUCAAUCUGGCCAUCGUUUGGACGUUAGUUUUCGUGGUCCUGUGCAAAGGUGUUCGAUCGUUUGGAAAAAUCGUCAUCGGCAUGUUUAGUGCUGCGAUGGUAGGACUUAUCGCAAUCUGUUCCAAGUUUCUUUCGAUGGUCAACUACGACAGUGUGCAGAGCAUUUUUCCCGCCACUGAGUGGCAGGACUUUUUCCUAAACUCCAGAAGUUGGAUGAGCGCGGCACAGGAAACAUUUCUCACGUGGGGUUUGCUCGGAGUGUCCGUUUACUCUAUGAGCUGUCAGACAAACAAAGGUGGAGGACCUCGGAAGACGAGACGGGAGCUACGGAGGGAUGCAUUGCUCGUUGUGGUUUUCACACUCUCUGGGCUAAUGCUGGCGGCCGUUUUUGGCAGUGCUUGCGUUCAGAUACUGAACAGUAGGGGAUAUUACUACUUCCCAGGAUCUUAUGAAAACAUCGGAACAGACAUAUUCCUUUUGCCGUCAGAUCAACCUCUACCGCCACAGCACGCAACUAUGCCAACCAAGUGGCUCAUCCGGUACUCGAUGUUUCUGGGAGAGAGUUUCAAACGUCCAUACGCCAACCCGCACCAGGAAAGUGGCUACCAGGUGUUACGAUUAGUGACGGAACUCUUCCCUUCAACACUGGCGGCUGCCACUCAGGAACGCAUAGCUCCUAUUUGGAGUUUGAUAGGAUUCCUUACCUUGUUACUGUUUGGGCUCGGACAGCUUUGUGCUAUGUGGAAACCGAUUUCCGGUGCGAUCGGCGGAUAUUCGCCCUCGUCGAUUGUACUCAGCUGCGUCACCGGACUGUUUAUGGGCAUUCCGCUAGCGACCGAGAGUGGAAUAACCAUCAUACACUAUCUGGACAUGGUUCUGGGUGGAGCAUGGUGGUUGCUGCUGCUCUGGAUUGGACACAUUUUGGCGAUCUUUCUGGUCCGCGGAAGACCAUUCACUAGUGAUCUAUUAGUGAAUGACCUUCGUUUUACUCAAUCUCUGUCGGCAUUCUUUGCUUUCGCUUGGAACUUUUUACUGCCCAUUGGAAUGAUCUUUCUGUGCAUUCUCGAGUAUCGUGUGUCAAACACCAACGCCUUCUUCAACUGGAAACAUGGUGGCUAUUGGCCUCUGUGGGCUCGUCAAAUAGGUGGCUUCAUCCAGGUUACUUUCCUACUAAUAGUGCCAAUCGUUACGAUUGUGCAAAUAUAUCGAUAUCUUAGCAGAGGACCACCUGAUAUUCUAGAUCGUUUCGAUCGACUACUACGGCCACCGAUGAGUUCCUACGAAGGAGCACCCAACAACAGCCGAUUGCAGUAUACCAGACGGCCAGCACCGCCCCUUCCGGUGAGAACAAUCAACUCCGGAUCUACCGUUAUUUCGCUUGAAUCACGUCCACCCCAGGACGAUGCCCCGCCCAAAUAUACACCACCGCCAUCCUACACCACGGCCACCGGGGCUAGGAUAGCCAAGAUAUUGCGGAACAGCAUUCGACGGAGCGUGAGAAGAAUAAUGGGCGAAUCCAGUGGUAACCGACAGCGGGGCGUGCUUCCCCAGUCGCACCAGCUGCCCCAACAAGGUUCUGCCAAUCCGGCUGGAGACGAAUUGCCACCACCAGAUUACUCAUCAAUUCUGACCGACUCGGUUAACCAGUUCAUCCAUACCACCACCGCCGGCAUCGAGAUGGGACCGCGUGUCCUAUACAACAGCGAAACAUUGAGUGGCCGUCGACGUCACCGAUCGCUGACCGCCGCGAACUCCGGCCAACAACAGCAGCAGAAUCUGACAGCGACCGAUGUUCUGCAAAUUCUGCGUCCUGCUACAAUUUCCAUCCCGCAAGGACCGUCAGCAAUCGGGCUCCACCGGACACCGUCGCUUGCGGCCGCAGCCGCUUCUUCGGCCAUCGGUUAUGGAAACGUGGAUCUGGUGGUGCGAAACAGUCUCGCCCGGCGACACUCGAUCGGUAGCUCCGUGGAGAAUCUGGUGCUGGGUGCAGCACCCAUCGGCGAUUCUAGCAUUAUCACACUAGCCGUCGAGGAUGAACAUGAAGUUGACGCCGAACGACGGCGGAUCGGAAAUGAUUCUGUGAUAUAAAACUAGCACAGGCUUGUGCGUUGAUUAUCUUUCACUUUAUAUUUAGCUACUAGAUUGCUAGUAUCACUACAAAAUCACGCUUUUUUACUAUUUGCUUUCUGUUUCCUACGCGAAAGUUAGGAAAGUUAGUGUGAAAAACACGCGAACAUACUUUCAAGAAAUAAUAUUUAAAGAGCACUUUUGGUAGACGAUAAGUUAUUCAACAAACAACUCUUGCUGUAUAGACUAUUAUCGUAGAGUAUGUUGUAGCAACAGUACGAUGAAUUUAUGCUUAUGAGAUUGUAUUGCUUAAGAUCGAGCUGAUUCCGUCCCAUAAAUAGAAUAUCGUAAUAAAAAUUGGAUUUAAUUUAA
This is a messenger RNA of Topomyia yanbarensis, 6229 nucleotides long. It is a transcript of the gene bdg, whose product is annotated as sodium-dependent transporter bedraggled. The record is from RefSeq and is a predicted model, not a curated record. The coding region runs from base 1151 to 5878 and encodes 1575 amino acids. NCBI's taxonomy places the organism in Eukaryota, Metazoa, Arthropoda, Insecta, Diptera, Culicidae. Gene Ontology annotation, biological process: sodium ion transmembrane transport. The transcript has 9 exons. Gene Ontology annotation, cellular component: membrane.